GGGCGGGGCCAGCUCUCCCCGCCGAUCGACCCAAACUUUCAUUAAAGUCAGCGGCCCCAGAGCCCGCGGCGCAGAGUCGUCGUCGGCUUCUGCAUAGAGGCACCGUCCUCCUCCUCCGCCGCCGCCGCCGCCCCCCUCGCCCCUAGACGCGCCUGGAGCUCGGCUCGCAGGAAGCGGCGCCGCUGCUGGAGGAGGCGAGGCGAGGGCUGAUGCAACGGUCUCCUUGAGGGGAGCCACCUCGACAGCGCGCCCGCCAAGCUCCAGCCCGGCACACGCGAGGCUCGGCAGCAGGCAGCCUCGGACGGCCUCGGCAUGGAGCAGCUUGCUGUUUCCUUGGUGUAAUUUUGCUGCCGUCUGAGGUCUCUGUGUAGCCUGGGAAGUUUAGCCAGCAAGACAGGACAGUGGAGAGGUGGAUGCCCAUAUCACAGCCCCCAAUCAUGGCAGAAAAAUGCAGCGAGGGGUUGCUGAAUGGUGCUGUGCCUGGUGAGACACAGAAGCGAGAUGGGAAGAGCGUCAAACAUGGCUACUUCUAGAACUAUGGAAUUGAGUUAGAUAUAUAUACCAGCGUUGGAUUCGCUUAAAAGUGGGACUUGGCAACGUGUGGCGCUUCCCCUACCUCUGCUACCGCAAUGGGGGUGGCGCUUUCAUGUUCCCCUACUUCAUCAUGCUGGUGUUCUGUGGGAUCCCUCUGUUCUUCAUGGAACUCUCCUUUGGACAGUUUGCUAGCCAGGGCUGCCUUGGUGUCUGGAGGGUUAGCCCAAUGUUUAAAGGUGUUGGAUAUGGUAUGAUGGUUGUCUCCACCUACAUUGGAAUCUACUACAAUGUUGUGAUCUGCAUUGCCUUCUAUUAUUUCUUCUCAUCGAUGACACGGGUACUGCCCUGGACAUAUUGCACCAACCCCUGGAAUACUCCUGAUUGCGCUGGUGUGUUGGAUGUUACCAAUAGCUCAGCUGAGUCAUCGCUCAACUUCACACAGAUGCUUAACCAGACACUCAAGCGCACUAGUCCCAGUGAGGAAUACUGGAGGCGGUAUGUGUUGAAGUUGUCUGAUGACAUUGGGAACUUGGGUGAGGUGCGCCUUCCCCUGCUGGGUUGCCUGGGAGUCUCUUGGGUUGUUGUCUUCCUCUGUCUCAUCAAGGGUGUCAAGUCCUCAGGAAAAGUUGUGUAUUUCACGGCAACCUUCCCGUACGUGGUGCUGACAAUUUUAUUUGUGCGGGGAAUAACCCUCGAAGGAGCCGUUACUGGAAUCAUGUACUAUCUGACACCUCAGUGGGACAAAAUCCUUGAUGCAAAGGUAUGGGGAGAUGCAGCAUCCCAGAUCUUCUAUUCAUUGGGCUGUGCCUGGGGUGGGUUGAUCACCAUGGCAUCAUAUAACAAGUUCCACAACAACUGCUUCAGGGACAGCAUCAUCAUCAGCAUCACGAACUGUGCCACAAGUGUCUAUGCAGGCUUUGUCAUCUUCUCCAUCCUGGGCUUCAUGGCCAACCACCUAGGUGUGGAUGUCUCCAAGGUGGCCGACCACGGUCCUGGCCUGGCUUUUGUAGCCUACCCUGAGGCUCUGACACUACUUCCUGUCUCCCCUCUUUGGUCUGUACUCUUCUUUUUCAUGCUCAUCCUGUUGGGCCUGGGCACACAGUUUUGCCUCCUGGAGACUCUAGUUACAGCUAUUGUGGAUGAAGUGGGAAAUGACUGGAUCAUCCGUCGGAAAACCUUCGUGACUCUGGGCGUGGCUGUGGUGGGCUUCUUGCUGGGUGUUCCACUCACCACACAGGCUGGCAUCUACUGGCUGUUACUGAUGGACAACUAUGCAGCAAGCUUCUCUCUGGUUGUCAUUUCAUGUAUCAUGUGUGUCUCUAUCAUGUACAUCUAUGGACAUCGAAAUUACUUCAAGGACAUUGAGAUGAUGCUGGGCUUCCCACCCCCCAUGUUCUUCCAGAUCUGCUGGAGGUUCAUCUCUCCUGUUAUCAUCUUUUUUAUCCUGGUGUUCACAGUGAUCCAGUAUCGGCCCAUCACCUACAAUGCAUACGUCUACCCCAGCUGGGCCAUCACCAUUGGCUUCCUCAUGUCACUCUCUUCAGUAAUCUGCAUUCCAAUCUAUGCUGUGUUCUGUGUCUUGCGCUCUGAAGGGGACUCGCUGCUGCAGCGUUUGAAAAACGCUACCCGGCCAAGCCGUGAGUGGGGCCCAGCCCUUGCAGAGCACCGAACCGGCCGUUAUGCAUCAGCACUCAGCCCCUCCAUAGAGUCCCAGCUGGAGGUGCAGUUGCUGAACCCUGAAAAGCCCAAGAGUGAUGAAGCUGGUGUGGCGGUAGCCAUCAGCGUUGGAAGCAAUGGCUCUACCCACAGCCAGGACUCCAAGAUCUGAAUCUUAGCCCGGGAGGCAGGGCAGGGCAGGGAGCCCUCCUUGCACCUUCCCUUUUCCCACCUGCCUUGGUCCUCCAAAUCCUACUCUGCUCAGAUACACUACAGCGCCCCCACUGGGUGGAGGAGUCCUGGCUCCCAGACUGUAUUGGACUCUGGAGGGGUGGCUGUGUGUUCCCACCCCACCCACCUCAUUAGUGCCCCUGUGCCAUCUUGUAACCCUCACGUUUACAGUAAUGUUCUGAGGGCCCCAAUUCACAGCCAGGACUAGGGGUCAGAAAGGGGGAGGGUGUGUACUGGCUGAACAGGUGGGGGUGCCUUAAAAGGGUACCAGGAAGGGGGGUAGGCUGGUGCUGCAAGUGGUCAGAAGCCCCCUUUGGAGUAAUUUCUGGCAGCUGCAUCUAGGCCCACAGGGUCUGGAAUCCAUUGGGGGAUGAUAUGCCCCUUACUGCCCUGGAUCAGGGUCAUAGGGACUGGUGCCACAAAGAAGUAAAUAGGAGAUUGGCGGGUGGGGGGAACAGGGCAAGAGAUUUGGGCAGUAGCUGUACAUGUAGUCCAGACAUUCUAGGCAAAGCUAGGCCCAUGUCAAUUCUUCUAGAAGACAUAUUGAGACUGCUCAUCACCCACAACUGCACAUACCUUCCCAGCUUGUUCACCUCUCUUAUUUUGAAGACAGGUGAGGUAGUUCCCCCAUCACUGUCAAUAUGUACUUCUAGUCAUGGUGCCCAACAAAGAGAUGCUCUCACUAGAAACUUUUAAUAGGUUUAACAGAUGAACAGCUGGAGGGCAGAGUGGGAGAGUUCUCUGUAACAUCAGCUGCAGCCAGGGAGAAGGCGGGAGCAUUUUAAGUCAGGCACAUGUUCAUAAUCAGUCUAACCAAGCCUAGCUUGCAGGUGUAAGUGUGGGUGCAGCACAUGUACCUUCUCUUACGCUCACUCAUGUACAUUAAGUUUUACAUACACACCAUCUCUCACACAUACAUGCACAUCCAAACAUCUACGUGUCCCGUGUGACUCUGAUACAAAUCCAGAGCACAAUCGCAUGUGCUAGGCACCACGUGGAAGUCAAUGCCCCAGUGUUCCUAGAGCAUCUUCUGAGUGCUCAUUGUCCAAGCCCGUUGUUCUUGAACCUGGCCCUGGGGACCUGACACUUGAGCCCCAUGCUGGAAAGCAAGGGUUUCUGAAACACUGUCUUAUGCCCCUCCUCUGAGAGGAGCAAUGAACUUGACUGGGGGGUAUUGUGCUGGCAAGACCCCAUUGGGACCCAGCUCUGCUCCAUCCUUAAGGGGGAGGGGAAGAGCCAACCUUGGUGCUAAGAACAGCUGUUGUGCCGGGUCCUGUCCACACCCCUGGAAGAAGCACAAAAGAAACACAGCACAACGUUCCUGAAAGGCUGUUCACAGCCAGGCCUGGGCUCCAAGCAGCUCACUCUUCCAGUCUUAGUGGGGAGGCAGAAGCUACUGGCCCCGUGCCUGAGGCAGCAAGAGGCUAGCUAGACCCACUGGCCCCAAAACCUGACACAAAGCAAUGGCUGUGGGUAGGCAUUACUAAUGGUUCUGUCUUCCGGCCUCACCUUCCCUUUGUUUCCGUUUCAGUGUUGCUGCCUGCACUUUAGCCCUAGAAAUGCUGAGUGGUGGGGACAGGAAGCCCUGGCAGUUGUUAUCCUGCUCUCUACCCUGUGGCAAUGCCACCAAGUCAUCUUGCAGUGCCAAAUGGUGUGUGCAGAGGGCACCACUUAUCACUUGAUCAUGCAUGAUUACUGUGGUGUGGCCAUGGUGCCAUUAGUGAGGGCCCAUGGGAACCCAUGUGGCAUCUAUUGUCGCCAGUGCUAUUGGAACAGUGGCCAGCUUGUGCCAUUAGCACUGUGGCCAGCGAUUAAGUGCCAAAUGUCUGCACCAUCAGCAGACAGAGGGAUGACAGGUGGCUCUGUGCCAUGGUGGUACUUUUGUCCUAAGACUUCAGUGCCCGGUCUUUCUCUCCCUCCCUCCCCUGCACCUGUGAUGCACUAUUUAAUGCAUGGUUCCAUGUCUGUCCUUCCUUCUUACAUUGAGAACGCCAACUGCCAUGGCCAUUCUCAUUGUUCAUAGCAAUAAUUGUGAUGUGUCUCCCAUAUUAUGACUCUCCCAGUUGUAGAUUUUUAAAGUCUAAUAGAUUUUAAUGAAAUUUAUAUUCCUGA
Molecule: messenger RNA, 4533 nt
Organism: Sphaerodactylus townsendi
Lineage: Eukaryota; Metazoa; Chordata; Lepidosauria; Squamata; Sphaerodactylidae
Gene: SLC6A9
Product: solute carrier family 6 member 9
Exons: 14
Coding region: 647-2362 (571 amino acids)
Biological process (GO): sodium ion transmembrane transport; synaptic transmission, glycinergic; glycine import across plasma membrane
Cellular component (GO): membrane
Molecular function (GO): glycine:sodium symporter activity
Source: RefSeq, a predicted model, not a curated record